This is a messenger RNA of Dimorphilus gyrociliatus, 1253 nucleotides long. The record is from the annotation of a GenBank genome assembly. NCBI's taxonomy places the organism in Eukaryota, Metazoa, Annelida, Polychaeta, Dinophilidae.
AAUUAGUUUGCAAUUACCUACGCGUCAUACCAAAUGCACAGAGUAAGGAAUCUUAUAUUCUUUUUUUUUUCCAGUACAAAAACACAGUUUAAUCACAUUUUAAAAUGUGGAAUUUUUUAAUAUUGUUCUUACCAUUAUUAAUGAAUUAUUCAACUAUUAUUAAUAGCUACAAUCUUACUAGAAAUCUUAAUAAAGGAAUCGAAGAAACUGAAAACGAAAUAGCUCUUGAACUUUUAAGUAAAAGUUUCAACGAUCGUACUAGUUCAUUUUCAAUAUUAAAGAAAACAAAUAAUUUAAUAGGGAAAUCUAAUAUAUCCACAAAAGUUUUGUCUAUUAUCGAUGAAACCUUUCGCAAGACUGAGACGUUCUGUACGAACCAUAAAUGUUUAGACGAAAUGGUCUACAUUGUCGAUAACUUGAACAGUAACGCCGAUAACGAUGAAAAUGUACAAAAUAUAUAUUUUAAUAUUGCCGAUACAAUGGAAAAUGUUUCUAAAACUAUUCCAUUAUCAAAGAAUAAAUUCAUUGUUAGUAAAAGUAUUACCAUGGCAAUAGAGAUGAAUAUUUUACUAUCAUCAAUUAAUUUAAUUUAUGAUAGAAAAUUGAAUUAUUUUCCUCGAAAUCGAACAAAAAUAAUUAUGAAUUCAGUUAAAAAAGAAAAUAUUGGAGAUUAUUUAAAAAUUCACCAAACUAAGAUUCAAGCAAAUCAACGUGUUAGCAUCUUUGCGUAUAGAACCUCCAAGUUUCUAAAUUUGGGUAAUAAUGUUAAAAUUAUUAGCAAUAUUUUGAAACCAUAUUUCGAGAAAUCUACUACGAUUAAAGAUAUUGAAGUUGAAUUUAGUUUAAAUGAUGAAUAUAUUGAAGAAAAAUCGAAAUUAAUGACAAUUUGUUAUUGUGGACAAUUUAUUAAUGGAAAAUGGAUGAAAAGUAGAGUAAAAGAACUCGGUGAAACUAGAGUUAAAUGUAAUUUUAAUUCGUCUGCUCAUCUAGCCGUUUUAAUGAUUACAAGUUCAUAUGUUAAAGAAGAUAUCAUUCUGGAAAAGAUUCUAUUCACAGGACUAUGUUUGUCAAUUCCAUGCUUAGUUUGCAUAAUUAUAUCUUACGCUUUUUGCAGAUCUGCUAGAAAGACUACAAUACAACAUUCAAAAUUUAAUUUGGCUCUUUCGUUAGGCCUUUUGGCGAUGCCAUCUAUCGUCGUUGGAGUUAUUGCUGCUGUUGAUUACAAAAUGCUAUUUGAAAAGGGAGUUUUGUAA